This is a messenger RNA of Lachancea dasiensis, 417 nucleotides long. The record is from the annotation of a GenBank genome assembly. Lineage: Eukaryota; Fungi; Ascomycota; Saccharomycetes; Saccharomycetales; Saccharomycetaceae.
AUGGCCAAGAAGGUCAAUUGGAAAGACGUUGCGCCUGCAAAAGGCUCAGCCAUUCUAUCGCCUGCUUUUGUUGCUUCGGACUCCGAGAACAUGGUUUUCACAUCAGGUUGUGUGGGGACCGACCCUGUUACUCAGGAGCUCCCAGAUAGCCUGGAACAACAAACUAGAAACGCUCUUGAAAACCUCAAUAACGUCUUAAAGGCUAGUGGCUCUUCGCUGGGACAGGUGGUGAAAGUACUAUUGUUCGUGGCUGACAAGUCGUACGCCCCAGUGGUCAAUAAAGUAUACCAAGAAUUUGUUCCUCAUGCUCCAGCCCGUUCGUGCAUUGUGGUCAGCUUCCCCAACGAUAAGUUGAAAGUGGAGCUGGAAUGUGUGGCUACCGCGGUUCCAUCCAGGAAGAGAUGGUUCAAACUGUGA